AUGCAGGAAGUGGCGGAGGUGGGCAUGGUGCUGGGGGAGGAGAGGAGCAAAGGAAGCCUGGAUGUGGGGGGCCUAGUGGUCUUCCCACCCCUUCCCACCACCAUGAAGCUACUGAGAUGGAGAUUGAACGGACGACGGAACGUAACCGCCGACGAGGUGACGUCAGGGCGGGCCCCUACAGCUCCCGCCAAGCGUACGCACGUACGUACGUACCCACGCACGCACGCACGCACGUCCUCGAACGGGCGGGGGAGGAGUGGAGAAGGUGAGAGGCGCCCCGCCCAGUCAGGAAGGUUGCGCGCGCCCCGAGCGACCGCCAAGAUGGUGGUGGGUGCGUUCCCUAUGGCGAAGCUGAUCUAUCUAGGCAUCCGGCAGGUUAGCAAGCCGCUCGCCAACCGCAUUAAAGAUGCCGCCCGCCGAAGCGAGUUCUUCAAGAACUACAUCUGCCUUCCGCCGGCCCAGCUGUACCACUGGGUGGAGAUGCGGACCAAGAUGCGCAUCAUGGGCUUCCGGGGCGCAGCCAUCAAGCCGCUGAAUGAGGAGGCAGCCGCCGAGCUGGGCGCCGAGCUGCUGGGUGAGGCCACCAUCUUCAUUGUUGGCGGCGGCUGCCUGGUGCUGGAGUACUGGCGCCACCAGAAGCAACAGCGCAACAAGGAGGAGGAGCAGCGCGCCGCCUGGAAUGCGAUGCAGGAUGAGGUGGGCCGCCUGUCACUCACCCUCGAGGCACUGCAGGCUCAUGUACAGGCGGUGCCGUCGCAGAGCGCCCUGGAGGAGCUGCAGGCACAGCUGCAGGAGGUGCAUGCCCAGGUCUGCUCCCGGGGCCGACCUCCCUCGACCCAGAAAGCACCGGCGACCCAGGCCGCACCCGCGACGCAAGCAGCAACCACGUGCGAGAAAUAG
Messenger RNA from Trichechus manatus latirostris (Florida manatee), 900 nucleotides. RefSeq names its product optic atrophy 3 protein homolog. Gene Ontology annotation, cellular component: mitochondrion. Bases 1 to 900 code for a protein of 299 amino acids. Lineage: Eukaryota; Metazoa; Chordata; Mammalia; Sirenia; Trichechidae. The record is from RefSeq and is a predicted model, not a curated record. Gene Ontology annotation, biological process: regulation of lipid metabolic process. The transcript is spliced from 3 exons.